This is a messenger RNA of Nerophis ophidion (straightnose pipefish), 1707 nucleotides long. RefSeq names its product sodium channel subunit beta-2-like. The coding region runs from base 55 to 738 and encodes 227 amino acids. The transcript is spliced from 5 exons. NCBI's taxonomy places the organism in Eukaryota, Metazoa, Chordata, Actinopteri, Syngnathiformes, Syngnathidae. Gene Ontology annotation, cellular component: membrane. The record is from RefSeq and is a predicted model, not a curated record.
CUAUUUUUGCAUUUGUCCUGCCCCCCUAAAAAAAAAUCGUUUGAAGCAGCGACCAUGUGUGUGAGUGCGCAGGCGGGGAGAAGCGGCGUUGCUCGGCUGCUGAUGCUGAUCCUGCUGCUGGGGGUCUCCGGUUCUCUAUGCAUGGACGUCAUUGUGCCCAGUAAAAUCAACGUAAAGAAUGGGACCGAUAUCAAAAUCCCCUGCACUUUCACUUCCUGCUAUAAAAUAUACCCGCCCAAGUUCGUCAUGAACUGGACCUACCAAGAAACGGUCAACGACACGGAAAAAAUGUUUAUGGUGUACAACCAGAAGAAAGGAAUGAUGGCCCGGCGCUUUGCAGACCGGGUCACGCUGCCAGACAGGGUCCCGUUCGCCGACCGGGUCACGUUCGCGGGGAACCUGGAAAAGAAUGACCUGUCAGUCAUCUUGUCCGAUGUUCAGGAGGACGACGAGGGCUUGUAUCACUGUUACGUGAUCAAUCCCCCGGACCGCAUACACGGACACGGCUUCAUAAAGCUCAAUGUUUUUCCUGAACUGCCGCCGCCGAGAGACUCCACGAUUGCGGUUGCGAUCGGGGCAUCGGUGGGCGGAGUGCUCGCUCUCCUCAUCCUUUCCAUGGUCGUCGUGAAGUUCCUCCGCCACCAUCUCAAGCAGGAACUGAUCUCGGAGGAGAAGACGGAGGAAGAGGGGAAAUUAGAGGCUGAAGGUGCCACAGAAGAGGGAACAAAACAAGCGUAAAUGGAGCAUCAGACUGGACCAGUAGCCUGCAGAACCAUCACCUCUCUCGGUGAAACCAUCACCUCUCCCGGUGAAACCAUCCUCCACUGCAACUGCCUUGUCAGCAUCAGAGUAAAAGGGAUUGAUGCUACAAUCUGCACCUCCGAUAAAAACAUGUGAUGGAAAACUUGAGGCAUGAGUGAUAGUAAGUCAUGUCAUUCAUACAAUGGUACUUCGGAGGGGUUUUUGCCCGUGAUCCAAAUCAUACGGAAAAAAAAAAUAAUAAUAAUUAAAUAAUGCAAAAGAAAUCAAUCUGGUUCCGAUUCCCAAAAAUACGGCCACAAAAUGAAUUUUUAUGGAAAAUAAUUAUAGUUUUACAUUCAGAAAACAAUGAUACAUACACAACAUUAAUGAAAUGUAUGAACAUUUAAAGCAGGGGUAUAUAUAUAUAUAUAUAUAUAUAUAUAAAUACAGUUUAUCCGUUAUACAGUGCUCAAUACCGGGGUAGAGCGGAAUAUGCGUUAGGUCAGGAAAAAACACAAGAGGCUAUGUCAUCCCUACAAGCCUGUUUCACAGGUUUCCCUUUAAAAAAAAAAAUUAUCCCCUGACGAGCAGGGAAACCUGCGAAAAUCUUUAAAAAUGUGUUUAUUAUUAUUUAAAAGAUUAAAACAUCUUAAAAAGGGAAACCUGCGAAACAGGCUUGUCGGGAUGAUAUAGCCUCUUGUGUUUUUUUCCUGUCCUAACGUAUGUGUAUAUAUAUAUAUAUAUAUAUAUAUAUAUAUAUAUAUAUAUAUAUAUAUAUAUAUAUACACGUCCAUCCAUCCAAUUUCUACCACUUGUCCCUUUCGGGGUCGAGGGGGGUGCUGGAGCCUAUCUCAGCUGCAUUCGGGCAGAGGGCUGGCUACACCCGGGACAAGUCGCCACCUCAUCACAGGGCCAACAAAGACAGACAACAUUGACACUCACAUUUACACACUAGGUCUAAUUUCG